AUGCUGGCCCUCACUCUGACCGCCGAACUGGAGGGUGUGACGGACCUCAGGCCCAACGACACCCAAGAGACCCCGUUCUACUACACCUUCAAGGUCCAGUGCACCUCCUGCCGCGAGAUCCACCCUAACUGGGUGAGCGUCAGUCGCUUUGAACAAAACGAACAGAGCGGCAGCAGAGGCGAGGCCAACUUUGUGUGGAAGUGCAAGAACUGCAAGAGAGAGCACUCUGCCAGCAUCAUCGAUACUCCGAAACCCUACCCGCAGCAGUCGCCGCCAAAGAGCCAGAAGAUCAUCACGUUCGACUGCCGUGGUCUUGAAUUCGUCGAGUUCAAGCCGGAUGGUGAGUGGUCCGCCACGGGCCUCGAGUCGGGCUCCAAGUUCGACGGCAUCGACCUCACCGAGGGCGACUGGUACGACUACGACGAGAAGGCGAACGAGGAGGUCAGCAUCAAGGAUCAGAAGUGGGAGAUCGUCCGGGCUUGA
This is a messenger RNA of Diplodia corticola, 483 nucleotides long. RefSeq lists its product as uncharacterized. The transcript has 5 exons. Gene Ontology annotation, molecular function: zinc ion binding. The record is from RefSeq and is a predicted model, not a curated record. Bases 1 to 483 code for a protein of 160 amino acids. Lineage: Eukaryota; Fungi; Ascomycota; Dothideomycetes; Botryosphaeriales; Botryosphaeriaceae.